AAGUAAAUACCCUUGAUACGAGAUGGGUGUUAAGGAUCUGUGGAACAUUUUGUCGCCUUUGUGCGAAAGGAAGCCGCUGUACGAACUCGAAGGGAAGACUAUCGCGAUCGAUCUCAGCGGAUGGGUUGUGGACAGCCAAACGAUUGUCGACAAUGCGGUACAACCGAAGAUGUAUCUCAGGAACUUGUACUUUCGUACGGCGUUCCUUCUCAUGCAUGGAAUAUUUCCAGUAUUUAUUUUGGAAGGGAAAGCACCUACCUUGAAACAUAAGACUAUUGCACGAAGAAAUGAUGUUCGUAGUAAAUUUCAGGAGAGAAAGACUGCUAAGAAAGGAGGGAGGUCACAGUUUAAUCGAAUUUUAAACGAAUGUAAAGAAUUAUUGAGAUAUAUGGGUAUUGCUUGUAUACAAAGCAAUGGUGAAGCAGAAGCUAUGUGUGCCUACUUAGAUGAGGAUGGGCUUGUAGAUGGAUGUAUAAGUCAAGACAGCGACUGUUUCUUAUAUGGUGCAAAAGUAGUGUACAGAAACUUUUGCACGAGUACUCAAGGAAAUGGUGGUUCUACAGGUGGCUCUGUGGACAUUUAUAGCAUGGAAAAGAUUGAAAAAACUUUGAAUAUUGGACGAAAUAAAAUGAUAGCAUUGGCUUUACUAUGUGGUUGCGAUUAUGAUGAGGGAGUGAAUGGUGUUGGAAAGGAGGCUGCUUUAAAAUUUUUCAAGACUGUAAAAGAGGAAGAUGUCUUACAAAGAAUUCAGGAUUGGAGAACUGACACAAGUUUGGACAAAGCUGAAUCAAACUUAUUAAAUUCAAAUUUAUGUGCAUCGUGUGGUCAUCAUGGAAAAUUACAAAAACAUACAAAAUCAGGUUGUGUCGAUUGUGGAACUAUUAGGAAAUGUAAUGAUGAUUUUAGGGAAAAGAGAACAUUGAUAUUAAAUGAAAUAUCAUUAAAAAAGAAAGCGCUGCAUAACCAAAAUUUUCCAAGCCAAGAAUUAAUAGAUGAAUUUCUUAUCAGAAAGGAUUCAGUUCCAACUAAAUUAGAUUUAAAAUGGAAACAACCUCAAGUCAUUCAAUUUGUUGAUUUUAUGAAUAAACAUUUAUGUUGGGAACCACAGUAUGCAUUUGAAAAAAUAUUUACAUUGAUUAUUAGGUGGCAACUUUUACAUCUACCAGAUUUUGCAAUAGGUGAACGUUUGUCCAUGACAAACUUAUUUAUUCCUGAUAAAAUAAAAAAAAUACGUAAUAUAAGAUCUGUAGCCAGUUAUGAAAUUAUAUGGAAGAAUCAGCAUGCUAUAAUAGAAAUGUUAAAAGAAUAUAAAGAACGAACAAAAGAGAAUGAUAAUAUUGAUGAUGCUGUAGAUGACAAUUUAUUAAUAAGUAUUGAACCACAAGACUUGGUUUUAAAAUGUUAUCCUGAAUUGGUUGAAGUAUUUGAAAAUACUAGAAACAUAAAGUCGAAAAAAAGAACUGCUAAUUCUCGGAGAAAAAAAACUACAAUAAAUGCAGACAAUAAUACUGAAAUAAAAAAUACUACAAAGUUAAAGCAAAAGAAAGUAAAAGAGAAAACAGAAAAAAAUAAUAAAAAGAUUGAUGAAUUUAUAUUUAAAAAUAAUGAAAUAUCUCUAGAAGAUUCCUUUGAGAAAAUGGCGAUUACGCCAAAACGAUCAAAGAAGGAAAACAUUUUAAAUAAAGUAAAAGAAAUACAAAUAAGAAAUAAAUCUGAAGAUCUUGCCAUUACGAACAUAAAACAAAUAAAACGUGGCCCGCAAAUUAAAAGAAUUCUAGAGAUAGAGAAAGUAAAUUCAAAGCUAAAUAAAACUUUAGACAAGAUGUUCAAUGAACUCUCUCCCAAUGAUUUUAUAAGCGAAGAUGAAGAUGAAGAUGAUUUGGAUAUAACAAAUGUAAUAGAGAAUAUAUGUAGCAAACAAAUUUUUCAAUUUAAUAUAAGAAACUGCGAACUUAUAAAAUCGACUAACCAAUCUGUUGAAAAUAUUGUAAAAGAAUAUACAAAAACUGAUAAAUUUGAAUCCGUGACAUGUACCACAGAAAAUAAUGCUUAUACGAAGGAUGAAAAACAGAAACUAGAUAAUUUUUCUGAUGAUGAAUUUUGCAAUAUUAAUGAGUCAUAUAUUCCUAUUAAUCAAAGAAUACAAAUAGAAGACAAGAAAUGUUCAUCAACGUGCAAUCAGAUCGAAAAGAGGUUUAGCUAUGAUUUUGAAAAUAUUAUGGACAGCACCGAUGAUAAAAGCAUACAUUUAGAUAUAUGAUAUUAUUUAUAUAAAAUGCUUUAUUUUUACUUAUAUCUACAAGAUGUAAUAAAGUUCUUGAAUAUAUAAA
Messenger RNA from Pogonomyrmex barbatus (red harvester ant), 2330 nucleotides. It is a transcript of the gene Gen, whose product is annotated as XPG-like endonuclease. NCBI's taxonomy places the organism in Eukaryota, Metazoa, Arthropoda, Insecta, Hymenoptera, Formicidae. Gene Ontology annotation, molecular function: 5'-flap endonuclease activity; four-way junction DNA binding. The record is from RefSeq and is a predicted model, not a curated record.